UCCUAAUUUUCUUCUUCUUCUUCCCAGUUUGUGCUUCUGUAAGACAUGGAGGAGUCAUUGGAGUGCUUUGUCGCGAGGGUUAAGGAAGAGGUUUUCUCUCCUUCCGCUGACAUGUACUCCUUCUUGCCAUCGUCUGCCUACGAGACUGCAUGGGUAGCCAUGAUACCUGAUCCUGAACGCCGUAGUCGUCCUAUGUUCCCAAACUGUUUGCUUUGGGUGCUCCACAACCAAAACUAUGGAGGAUCAUGGGGAGAGCUUGAUCUCACCAUAGACCACCUCACUGCUAUUCUGGCCUCUGCUAUUGCGCUUAAGACCUGGAGCGUUGGCUCCAUAAAUAUGGAUGAAGGAUUGAAAUUUCUUCAUGCAAACACGGAGAAAGUCCUUAUGAAACACCAUGGUGGCAUCCCCCGAUGGUUUGCCAUUGUAUUCUCGGGCAUGCUUGAGCUGGCGAAGGCUAAAGGCUUGAAGGUCUUUCCUCAAGGCUACACAGGAGCCGUGGAAGAUGUCUUCAAUGAAAGGGACAAAAUUUUCAAAACGCAAGAAGUAUCCUGCGGUGGUCACCAUCUUCCACUUCUACUGUACCUCGAGGCCUUGCCAGCAAUCUACCGAGGGAAGCAUGAAGAUAUUCUUGAGCAUAAGAGAGAAGAUGGGUCCUUGUUCCAUUCUCCGUCUGCAACUGCUUGUGCCUUCAUGAUCACUGGAGAUAGAGAUUGCAAGGACUAUUUGGAAGCCAUGGUCCAAAGAUGCGGGUAUGGAGUUCCUCCCACGUAUCCGGUGGACCAAGACCUCAUAAAGCUGUGUCUGUUGGACCAUUUGAUGCGACUAGGAUGUGGUGACCAUUUCACUAAGGAAAUAGCAGAUGCCAUGGAUCACAUUUAUCGGAAUUGGGGUACGGAGGAGCAACAACUGUCUAAAAUGCACAAUUUGCCGCUCCAAAUAUUCAGGGAUUCUUUAUCUUUUCAACUCCUGAGGAGGCACGGCCAUCGAAUAUCUCCAGAGAGGUUUUGCUGGUUUAUGCGUGAUCCGCAAAUACUCUUGCACAUAGAAGAGAACUACCAAGACUUCUUGGGAGCCAUGUAUACCGUUUACAGAGCCACGCAUUUGAUGUUUAUAGAGGAACCGGAACUUGAAAAUGCCAAAACUUUUUCCAAGAAAAUAUUGCAAAAGGGAUUGCCAAGCGAAGAUUUGAAAGACAGCCUUUGGGCUCUUUCUGAUCUCCAAAAAGAGAUUGAGCACGAGUUGAAGAAUCUGUGGUUAGCACGAAUGGAUCAUCUAGAGCACCGGAUGUACAUAGAAAGAAGUAAAGACUAUAAUUUAUGGAUUGGGAAGUCCUCCCCUUGCAGGCUGACAUGCCUUGACAACAUUAUCCAGCUUGCCACAAAAAAUUUCAUGACUCGCCAAUCAGUCUACAGGACUGAACUCGAGGAACUAAAGAGGUGGUCCAAAUAUAUGGGCCUUGCCAACAUGGGCUUUGGACGAGAGAAAACAACAAACUGCUACUUCCUUGCUUCCACUCCCAUUUCUUUUCCUUUAGAUUCUGAGGCGCGAAAAAUUGUGGCAAAGUGUGCAAUCUUAGUUACAGUUGCAGAUGAUUUUUUUGAUGAGCAUGGUUCAUUGGAUGAACUACAGUGCCUCACUGAAGCAGUCCAAAGGUGGGAAGGCGAAGGCUUAUCCGGGCAUAGUAAAGUUAUUUUUGAUGCCCUUGAUGACCUUGUAUGUGAUAUUACAUUGAAGGUUUUCAACCAACAAGGUUAUGAUAUAAAAACACAUCUUCAAGAUAUCUGGCGAGAUGUGUUCAAUGUGUGGUUGAAGGAGUCCGAGUGGAGUCGAAGCAGACAUGCACCAUCAAUUGAUGAAUACCUUCAAGUUGGCAUGAUCUCUGUAGCUGUACAAGCAAUGUUUCUCCCCUCAUGUUAUCUUGCAAGUCCAAAGCAUCCACAGAACACUCGAGGAACCCGUUAUAGCAAAACUACCAAAUUGUUAAUGCUCUCGACUCGCUUAUUGAAUGACAUGGAAAGCUAUGAGAAGGAGAUGAAACACGGAAAAUUGAACAUGGUUCCACUGUACUUGAAAGAGAAUCCAGAGUCAAAUAUUGAAGAUUCAAUUGCAUAUAUACAUAACAAGCUGGAUAGAUUGAAGAAGCAGCUGCUCGAAAUUAUUAUGACUAAUAGCAAUACCGAAAUACCGAAAGAAUGGAAACAAGUCCAUCUAUGUGCUUUGAAGGGGUUUCAGAUGUUGUAUAACACCUAUAAUUUAUUUGACUCACCUACUGCGCUACUCCAGGACAUUACCAUGGCCAUCUAUGAGCCAUUAGUUAUGGAUGCCCAGAGAAUGCUUCUGCCACCGUUUGUGCUUAAUGCUCAUGAGUCAGUUAAGAAGAAUAAGGGACAGUCUAUGGAUGAUACUUCUGAGAAAGAACUAUCAGUGAAGGCUCAAAGUCGGUUUCAAGGAGUGAACCGUAAAAUAGUUUAUAAUUCAAUAGCAAUGCCUUCCAAAAUCAAGCAGUCACUAUACUAUGUGAGGCCCAAAAGUUUUCUUACAUUGCGGUGCCCAUCUUCCUACAUGUUUUUAGCUGUGCCUCCCAUUUCUCCAAGUCCUUUGUUGAAGAUGUAGGUGGUAGUAUUCAGGUGUGCGUGUUCAAGAAAUAUUUAUAUCUAUACUAUUAUAUCUUCUGUGUUGUUACAUCUUUACCGAAAGAGUGCAUAUUAUAGUCUUUUGUGCACAACAUGUUGAUGAUAAUAAAGGAAAUGCAAGUGCAAUAAGAAUUUAUGGU
Molecule: messenger RNA, 2773 nt
Organism: Phoenix dactylifera (date palm)
Lineage: Eukaryota; Viridiplantae; Streptophyta; Magnoliopsida; Arecales; Arecaceae
Source: RefSeq, a predicted model, not a curated record